AGCAGCUGGGCAGUUUCAGAUGCGAAAGAUCAAACGGUGGGGAGGCGUUCUUCGGGUGAUCGAACGGCGGAGGGUGAUCGCAGGGAGAUCGAUGGGGCAGGGACGAGCAGGAUGGGAGGGCACGGGGAGGGAUCGAAGGAGAGAUAUGAGUGGUGCGGCGGGCACUAGUGCUGAUGGGGAGAGGUGGAGGGGGGAAGGGGACGAGGGGGAGGAGGAAGAGGAAGAGGAAGAGGAGGAGGAGGAGGAGGAGGAGGAGGACGAGGAGGACGAGGAGGAGGAGGGGGAAGAGGAGAAGGACGAAGGGGAGGAGGCAUGGGAAGAGAACCAGGUUGGGAGGAAGGUCGGUGGGGGUCGGGAUCCUAAGCGCCAGGUGUUUCCCCAGGGCCUUUCCGCUCAGGAGAAACAGCAGAUUUGGAAGGAAUCAAAUCUCGUGCUGGACCUGCCGCCCGGGAGGCGCCAAUUCGGGCGGCAAGAGCGCGAGGGUAGGGGCAUGCAGGAUGGAUGGGGUGAGGAGAAGGAGAGUGAGUGGGGAGAGAGGGCUCAAGAGAGGAGGCAAGAGAGGCUGAACGUUGAUGUGCCUGAGGAUGCAGAGCGGUGGCAGCGGAAGAUGGUGGAGAAACGAGCCAAGAGGGAGGCGGUGAUGGAGAGGGAGUGGGAUAGGGACAGGGAAUCCGAUCAGGGUUUAAGCGGGGGUUCGGGUUUAGGCGGGGUUUCGGGUGAGGACGACCAGGUGGCCGGAGGAGCUGACGUGGCAGCGUUGCGCGUGGCGUGGCUGAUUGAUGAGCUGGCGGUGCUGCGGCCAGCGGCGAUCGUGAAGCUGCUGAACGGGCAGCGGGCGUGGAUCGGGAUGGAGCAUGUGGAAGGGAUUGUUAGGGGGCUGCUGGAGCGAGGGGAGACUCUGCGUGCAAUCAGGGCGCUCAAAUGGGCGCGCCAAGCCGCCUUCUACUACCCCAUCCCGUCUCUGUAUGCUGACCUACUGGACGCGGCGUCGGCCAAUCAGCAUGUGCCACGUGCGCAGGAGCUGUUUGACAUGAUGCUGGCACACGGGCUGGUCCCCCCCAGGCGCAACUACGAGGGGCUCAUCCGCAUGUUCCUGGGGGAGAGCCUCAGGGCGGAAGAGGGGGAGGCGGGGACUGGGGAGGAAGCCGAGGGGAAGGAGAAGAGUAGAGCGGUGGAGAGCGGUGCAGGGGCAGCAGGGGAGGCGCCAGCUGGGAUAGGAGCUAAAGGAUCCAAAGAAGCUGAAAAGGGCAAAGAACCCAAGGAAGGCAAAGGCGAGGAAGAAGCGAGGGUUUUCAAAGGGUUUAAGGAGCUGAAGAAAGCAGCCAAGGCGGCAACGGAGGUGGAGAAAGCGUGGGAGGUGUACCGGCAGAUGAAGCAGUUCGCCGAGCUGGUGCCGUCCCGAGGGAUACAGGAGGAGCUAUGGGGCGUGCUGACCCAGCGCUGCAGCCAGGGGCGGCACAUAGUGAAGGCAGAGGAGUUAUUGCGUGAUAUGGAGGAGAGGGAGGCGGAUGAGAGGACGAGGGGGGUUGAGGGGGAGGAGGAGGGAGAGGGGGGUGGGGAAGGGCGUGGGAGUGUGAGUGCGAGUGAUCGUGGCAGGCGGGCAGGCGGGGAGAGUGAUAAUGGUGAUGUGGCACAGUCCCGGGUCCGUGCCGCCCGGUAUUCCCUCCUGCUGCGCCAUGCCAGCAUGGCAGGUGAUGUGGCACGCACUGACAACCUGCUCUCCCGGAUGCGGGCGGCCGGAAUACAGCCGAGCGCCGCCGCCCUCGAGGCGCCAGUUGUUGCUUGUGCACUGGCUGGGAAGAAGAGGAGAGAUGUGGAGGGAGGGAGGGUGAGGGGAGUAGUAGGGGGAAUGAGUGGAGGAGCAGGGGGGGUGAGGGGAGGAGUGAGGCAGUCGAAUCUGGCGGAAAGGGCAGAGAGGGGGGUGGAAGAGCUUGAAUCGGAAGGUUUUCGGCCCGGGCAGGUGGUGCUGGCAGCGCUGAUGGAGGCUUACAACCUAGCCGGGCAGCACGAAAAAGUUUUGCCGGUGUGGCCCAGAGUGCUGGAGGCAGGAGGAAAAGUUUCGAGGCGGGUCAAGGGGGCAGCUGACAGGGAUGGGGAAGGGGAGGGGGAAAUGGAGGGGGGAGGGGAGGGGGGAGAGGAUAAGGAAGGGGAUGGGCAGUGGAAGGACCAGAGGGUGAUGGUGAGGGCCUAUAACGCGUAUGUGGAGGGGCUGGCAGGUGUGGGCGAGAUGGAGAGGGCGGAAGAGGUGGUGGGGGAGAUGGUCAAAAGGGGGGUCGUUGGGCGCCAACUGGGGGAGGCGUAUCUGUCACUGCUAAGGGGGUAUGUGCAGGAGGGGGGGGGAGGGGGAGGGGGAGAGGAGGGAUGGGGGGAAGUGGGAGCAGAAGUUGGGCGGAAAGCACUGGAGGCGGUGGGUGGGUGUUUCCGAGCCAUGAUCCAGGCUCGGUGGGAGCCGAACCAGGAGGCUUGGAACCUGUACGUCCGGGCGUUGAUCCAGGCUGGGGAGAGGGAUGCAGCUUUGAAGGUAUACAGAGCGAUGCAGAGGUGGGAGGAUGGGACGCGGAGGAGGGUAUUGCAGGAGAGAAGGGAGAGGAACAAGGGAGGGGGGAACAAGGGUAAGGGGAAGAAGAGCGGAAAGGGGGUAGCGACUGGGGAUGGGGUGAGUGAGGGGGAUAUUGAGGGGGCUGGUGGGGCGGUCAGUGAAGCAGAGAGGGUGACGGUGGUCGGGUCAGGUUUGGAGGGAGGUUUGGCGGUGAGGUCCGGGCCGAACCAGGAGACGUUCAACAUGAUGAUAGGCACGUUCGGCGCGGCUGGUGAUCUUGACACUGUGAGAUCAAUCUACACCGACCUUAGAGGUGGCGUGGCUCUUGCUCCUGCUGCUGCUGCCACUGCUGCCACUACUGCCGGUGCGACUACGGCUGACACCGGUGAGAGUGCACUCACUGAUUGGGAGGAGCAGCAAGCAAGGGAGGCGGGAGAAGUGGAGGAGGUAUCGGAUAUAGAGGAAUCAGUGGUUACCAGCCUUCCCGCAAAGCUUAAAGCCAGGCUCUUCGGCCCGGCCAGGCGCGCAGCAGAGCUCGCCGUGGGCAAGCGGCAGCUCCAAGCCGACGAAACAGCAGGGCUCAAGCUCACCCAGGAGCAGCGGCAGUUGCUGUCAGGGGUCAUCCUGGCGGGCGCUGAUGUGAGUAGUGAUGAUGGGGCCAUGACGGCGGGGGUGCGGUUUGCAGUGGAGGCGGGGGAUGAAAGGAAGGAGAGGGUGCUGGAGCAUCUGUAUGAGAUGUUUGGGGAGUGGGCUGCUGGGCCGAUUGUUGAAGAGGAGGUGAGGGUGGAGGGGAACUUGGAGGGAAGUGGAGGGAUGGGAGAGAAAUGGCGCAGUGGGGAGCAAGAGGAGGAGUGGGGAGAGAGGGAGGAGGGGGAGGAGGGGGAGGAGGGGGAGGAGGGGGAGGAAGUGGAGGGGUACAAGAGGAGGUAUAUGCAGGAGAAGGAAGGGGAAUGGCUGGCUGGAGAUGACCCCAGUGGGGCUGAGAGGGCUAGCAGCAGCAGCAGCAGCACGGAGGCCAGAACAAUGCGAGUGCUGACUUUUAGCACAGUGCCGCACCCCUCGCUGUGCUUCUACCUGCACCAGUACCGCCCUGAGAAGCAGGGCGGGCGUGCUGCCGUCCCUCGCCUCGUGCACAAGUGGCUCACGCCCCGCGCCCUCGCGUACUGGUAUAUGUACGCCGGCCAACGCGGCCAACCGAGUCAACGCAGUCAACGUGGCAGCAGCAGCAGCAGUUCUAGUGAUGUUGGAAGAACAGCUGCAGAGGGUUCUAUCAUUCUGGAUGCAGGGAUGUACGAGGCCAAAGAGGUGGCUCUUAUAGUGAAGGCGCUUAAAGCGAGGACGAUCGACUGUGCCCAGAGCAAGAGGGGCAAGGGCAGCAAGGGGCAGAGAGCUGUCAGGUUCUCGGGCCCCUCGGCCCAAUUCCUCUGGAAAUUCAUGGAGCCUUUUGUUCUGGAGGAGAUGAAGGAGGAGUUGAAUCCGGUGAUAAGGGGUUCAAGUGGGGGAGGGGGUGGAGAGAGAGGAGGGGGAAGGGGAGGAGGGAGAGUGGGGUUGGGGAAGUUCACGGUGGGGGAGAGAGGGGAGGUGGUGGGAGAGGAGAGGUUUGUGGGUGGGGCAAAGGGCAGCCCGAACGAGGAGGCACGGGAGAGCGAGGAGGACCGGCGAGAGGGUUGGGUGAAUCUGGCUCGAGCAUCCAAGUGGGUGGAGUUUAGUUCUUUUGUGUAGGGUGAGGCGCCAAGUGCUCUUGCUAAGUCUGGCUCCCACAUUUUUUUAAAAUGACGUAUGCUGAUGUGAUGGCAGCCGUCUUGGGUUUGGGGUUGUGGCUCGUAAGUUUGUUGUGAUGGUAUGCAAGCAGGGCUGUCGUUAUCAUGGUAUUUUACCCUGAUUCCCUGAUUUCACAAGGUAUUU
Messenger RNA from Closterium sp. NIES-67, 4444 nucleotides. Lineage: Eukaryota; Viridiplantae; Streptophyta; Zygnematophyceae; Desmidiales; Closteriaceae. The record is from the annotation of a GenBank genome assembly.